Molecule: messenger RNA, 2520 nt
Organism: Arctia plantaginis
Lineage: Eukaryota; Metazoa; Arthropoda; Insecta; Lepidoptera; Erebidae
Source: the annotation of a GenBank genome assembly
AUGGCGGCUCAAUUCAAAGAGACAUUCGAAAACGGAACGCCGUUUAUAGGGCUGCGCGCGCGCAUAUCCGAAUUCAAAUUUAGAACGGAAAGUCGCCGGAAAUGGAGUCGACCGUAUGUCGGGGUGCAGUUCCUGCUACUGAUCGCCUUAGUUUCUUGUUGCCAUGGAUACCAAGAACAAAGGUUCGCUAUGGAGCCACAAGAUCAGAGUGCUAUAGUCGGGGAGCGAGUGACAUUGCCCUGUCGUGUAGCGAACAGAGAGGGGACUGUACAAUGGACCAAAGACGGUUUCGGACUUGGCACGCAUCGCAAUCUCAGCGGCUACGACCGAUACGCCAUGAUCGGGAGCGACGAAGAAGGGGACUUCUCGCUAGACAUCAAGGAUGUGACUCUAGAAGAUGAUGGAGUGUAUCAGUGUCAAGUCAGUUCUGCGUUGAAGAACGAUGCAGCACCACCAAUCCGAUCUCGUGACGCACAACUGACGGUUCUCGUCGCGCCAGAUGCUCCUAAGAUUUUGAGCGGGGCAUUCAUAGAUGCUAUUGAGAACCAAACUGUAAAUAUCGAGUGUGUAUCUAAGGGUGGGAAACCUGCAGCAGAGAUAACUUGGCUCGAUGGUAACCAAUCGGUGAUAAAGAAACCAGUGAAUAACACCCAAGAACUUCUACCAGACGGACAACGAUAUCUAGUGAGGUCGGUGUUGCGGUUAACGCCUAACAAGAGUCACCACAACCAGACAAUCACGUGUCAGGCGCAGAAUACAGCUGACAGAGCGCCGAGGAUGGCUACGGUACAUAUCGAGGUAAAAUAUGCACCAAAAGUGAAAGUGACAAUAAGUUCAGGGAUGAACAAAGGCAAGAUACGUGAAAACUCCGAGUUGAGAUUGCGGUGUGACGUAGAUGCAAAUCCGAAAGCACAGAAAUAUUUGUGGUACAUCAACAGUAAUCCUGUGGUCGGGGACUAUACUGAUGAAAUGAUUAUCUUCAACGUAUCCCGCAAGCACCAUAACGCUUUGGUCAGAUGUGAAGUCAGCAAUUCAGUUGGAACGAGUGAGGGGGAUAUCUCCUUAAAAGUCACAUAUCCACCAAAAUUUAGAACUAAACCACAAGACGUAGCUACAGAAAUUGGUUCUUCUGUAGUUUUGAGCUGUGACGUAGAUGGACAGCCUCAACCUGAGCUCAAAUGGCUUUCUGAAGUUAAACCUGGACAGAUAGAGCAGUUAAGAGUGAGAGCUCCAAAUUUAAAGCUGCACGUAACGAAAAAUACAGCGGGUCGAUAUAUCUGUAAAGCAAAUGUUGAUGGAUAUCCUGAAAUCGAAGCUGAGGCUACUGUCUUCAUUAAAAGUGCUCCAAAAAUUUUAUCAAACCGAACACAGUUUGGCAUGGAAGGUGAAUAUGUAACAUUAGAAUGUGCGGCACUGUCAGUACCCAAGCCUGAUGACAUCAGAUGGUACUUUGAGAAUAGGGAGAUAAACAUCAUCCAGGAUCCGGAUUAUGCAACUUUAGAAGAGCGUCUACCAAACGGGAUAAUAAAAUCAAGCCUUGUGAUCAGAUCAAGUCAGUCAAAGCACUACGGACAAUACAACUGCAGUGUUACUAAUGAAUUCGGGAACGCAAACGUAGCAAUCAUGUUAAAACCGUUGAAAUCUCUUCCCCUUUACAUAAUAUUGAUUGGCGUGACCUCCGGUAUCAUUAUUUUCUCCGGCUUUAUUAUCUUAGUCGUCGUCUGCCAUCGACGCAGACGAAAGAAGAGUAGGAUGAAUGAAAAGCCAGACGUGACAGUUACUACGGGGGAUAUGUAUAAGGAGUCAGAUAGGAGUUCCAAUAUCAGUGACCUGAAGCCGCAACUUCCACACAGUGAUGGAAGCUAUGAAUUAGAUUACACAAGCUCGGAGCGUUCAGACAGCAAGAUACACGCGGGCUUACCAUUGGCUGGUCCUGUGCAUUUGCCAAACAUACGCCACGAUGACCCCUUAAUGCAAUUUCGCUACAGCAACGACUACUCCGAUCCUACUUAUAGUGACACUUAUUUUAAGAAUCCAGCAGGAUAUGUUUACGACUACCCACAAGGAUAUGCACCUCCUUCUCACUUAAGAGUGCAGCCCCCUGGCCUUGAAGUCCCUCCGCCUAGGUCACUUCAAGGCUCAUUGACGCGUAGCAUCGACACCGCUUCCACGCUUCCGUUGUCAGCAGGAAAUGGAUCGCAAAACAACACUUUACAACGAACGAGCAAGUCUCCAGACGAGACAGACGCUAUUAAUAAUUUGGGGCUUCCAGUUGGCGGAGAUGCAGCCCCACCGGCUCCCAUAUACGCCCAGCCGAACACCAAGCCUCAACCUAACGUGGACUUAAGAUAUGCUGCCACUUAUGGCAAUCCGUAUUUAAGAAAUAGUAAUGUUGGCUACGGCAGCCAAGUCCAUACGGCCAAACCAGCAGCAACCCCUGCACCCCCGCCAUACUCCGCAGUAAGGAGUUCAGUGGUUAUACCAACAGGUAACGGCCAGGCCCAAGCCACCCACGUAUAG